Ostrea edulis (European flat oyster) is the source of this 1783-nucleotide messenger RNA. RefSeq lists its product as uncharacterized. The coding region runs from base 1450 to 1680 and encodes 76 amino acids. Lineage: Eukaryota; Metazoa; Mollusca; Bivalvia; Ostreida; Ostreidae. The record is from RefSeq and is a predicted model, not a curated record. The transcript is spliced from 5 exons.
AUUCUCAUCCUCAUUUUCUCCCACUUAGCUGAUUUCCUUCUACGUCAUGAAAAUAAGUGAAUGUGUUGAUCAACUUGAAGUGACAAUCUGGUGGACGUGACGACCUGGUGUCCACCAGUGUAUCUUCUCAUUGUUCUCUUACAUCUAAUCAAGAUUCUUUUUCUCGCUACCGCGCUUACAGCACAGACGAGUAUGGAAAUCGGGAUUUGGAUAGUGCGUUUGAUUUCUGUGUUGAUAUGCUACACAUUUCAGUUUGCGGAGUCACAAACAAUAUUACACACACGACCACAUACACACACUAUUGAUGAUAAAUCAACAACAGACGACAGUCAAUCCCUACUACAAUAUAAAGAAAAAUUGGUAAGUGACAGAGUUCCAAUGGUGUACCACCCUAGCUGCCUUGAAAGACCUAAACAAAAUUCUGAAGACUUCAUACUAACCCAAGAAUGACCGAGGUCUUCAAAGAGCCUACCAUUACAAUUUCAUAUUGUUCAUGUCGCUGGUCAUUCUUGGUGCUUUAUAUAUCUUUUAAUUAUUUAUAUGACGUUGUGUCUACAUUCAGAUCCGACAUUUUGGAUUUUGAGUGUGUAUAUAUAUAUAUAUACAUAUAUACAUAUUACCUAUUAUAAGACUUCAGCGGACGCAAAGUAUUUAUAGACCAACGUUAGACAGACGUAUAAAUUAGGCAGACGUUUUUAAGUCUGCUCAAUUUUCUACUUGUAAAAUGAAAUUAUGUACUUAACUUUUGAGUAAAAUGUGUUUUCUUUCCUUAAAUUUAGAAUCUAAACUUUACAUUUCGGGCAAAAAGAUUUCAUUUUAUUCAUAAAAGUGUAAAUUCUAGAGUUGUUAAAAACUAGCGUGUAUUAUUUUGGCAAUAUACGUUUCACGACUUGUGUAGUCAUUUUUCAAAUGUGCAUCACAAACGAAAGCGGAAAUAUAUUUAAAUUUCGUUUGAUUUUUUCCUUAUUCUGAACCACUAGGUGUCAGGUUAUCUAGAUUAAUAUUUUUAAAGAUGGUAUUUAAAAAAUUUUAAUUUUCCAACACCGUGAUUUUUUUGUUGCGUUCUGUUUUGCUGUCAUGUUACGGAAAUGAACUUCGGGAACCUUCGGAGACACCCGGAAAGGAUCCAGCGUCUGCGAAGAUGUUGUCACGUGUAAGUAAAUUUUUCUUAUUUUGGUUUCAAAAAUGAUUUCAAGGCACAUUUCUCGUAAAGUAUAUAUUGUUAGGUUUUAGGCUAUUACAAUUUCCCCUACGAGUACGAGUAACCGCGUUUGUUUUCUUCACUGGGCAGCGAAAGAAGGGUCUACCGUCUCCGAGUCUCGUCACGCCAUGACACACGACUAGGACAAUAUUUGUCGUUUACUAUGUUUUAGCAUUAAUAUAAAGAUUUUCUAGGAUAUAGAGAAUCCCAGAAAUGUGUCGUCAUUAUGCCCUGCACUUAGCGACACAAUGCAGGAGACGCCGUGCAGUUUGCAAUGCAAUGUGCAUUGUCCUUAUUUUGAUUGUAGGAGGAAAGUGUCGAUUGGGUUAAGACUGAUCUGUACAAAAGUGGCUUUUCUGUUGGACACAUUUCUAAAUACAAUGGAGGAACAAUCCUGUACAUCAUUUGUGGAAACGGAAGAGUUAGAGGCAGAACAGUCAUUUCACCCAAGGAGGCAUGCAUAUGGAUUUAGGCUGUGAAAAAGAACCCCAAACAAAAUGGCGGCUGGUGAAUUAGAAAAAGUUUCUGAGUGUAGGAUCUGAACGGAGAAUAGGAAUACUGCAUCCCAUCUGACCCUGCAGG